Lethenteron reissneri (Far Eastern brook lamprey) is the source of this 6275-nucleotide messenger RNA. RefSeq names its product YLP motif containing 1 (gene YLPM1). Lineage: Eukaryota; Metazoa; Chordata; Hyperoartia; Petromyzontiformes; Petromyzontidae. Gene Ontology annotation, cellular component: nucleus. The record is from RefSeq and is a predicted model, not a curated record. Gene Ontology annotation, biological process: regulation of telomere maintenance.
GGUUCUCGCUUUCCAAAUCCAAACACUCAAGGACCUCGCAAUAAUUUUCAGGGACCUAAUGCCCAAAACCCAAGAACUGAGGGCCCUCAAGGUCCCAACGCACAGGGUCACAGUGUCCAUAUAAAUGGGCAGCGUUUCCGACCACCUGGCCCAAACUCUCAAACCCCCUUUUCGCGCACCGGAAAUUUUGUUCCUCAAAUGGGUGGCCCUAACCCCAGAGGUUUUGGCCCGAGAGGGGAGGGUCAGGCAGUGCCAGUCAGGGGUCUAAAUCAAGGGCCCAUGGAGACUGCUCCCAGGUUCCCUGGCCCUCACGGCUCAUUUCCUGGAUCUGCAGAAAUCCGGCAUCCAGUACCUGGACAAGUCAGAGCUCCUACGCCCCAGCAAUGUGCAGCCGGUAAUCAGGCGCCGGAUAGUGACAGCACAAGCGAGCCUCCCGAUAAGAAGGCCAAAACAGGAGAUACCACGGCACCAUCAAAUGUUUCGCCAAACCAGUUGAACGCACCCGGUGACCAACAAAAGGGCAAGACUGACCAGGAGACAAACCUGCAAGCCUCGAAGAUCGAGCAGCAGCACCUGCCCGGUGUCAUAAAGCCGCAACAAGGUGGGCAACUGGCGGCGGGAAUAUUCGCACCGUCAUCCACGGCAUCAUUGCAGACUUCACAGCCCAAUCAGGGUAGCGUCGGCUCAGCUAGCAGCGUGUAUGAGGGCGCCGGCUUGUCGUCUAAUCCUGCAGACAGCACCACAGUCUCCAUGCAGAUGGACGAGCCCAUGCUUCUAGACGAGGACAUGGAGGACAAUGGUCAGAUAGAUUCUCAGCCGCCCGGCUGGCAGGACCAGAGACGCAAUGAUGACACCGAUGCAAGACCCUUCGGCGGCAUGGGUGGUAGUGGCGAGAGGUGGGGCGAUGCCCCGCCGCACAGGUCAGACGAGCGGUGGACCCCCGAGGAGCGUUCGCACGAAACAGGGCAACCAUGGAACAGACCUCCGUUUGCGCAAAACAGGGAAGCUUCCAACAUGAGACCUCUGAACAAACCUUUCGAAGGCAAAAAUCCCGAGUGGGGCAACAGGGGUCAGAAUCAGUUUCCUCCCUCGGGGAGGCCAUUCCCACCUCGGUUCCCCAGGGAGGUCAUGGACCGACAGUUCCAGCCGAUGCAGCCAAGAGAUAGGGACCAGGGGUACGAAGAGGAGUUCGGCUUCCAGAGGGACUUCGAUGCCCGCUUCGAGCGUGACUUUAAUCAAGAGCCACCGCAGGGCUACAGGGAAUUUGGGGCCGAGGGGGAAGAGGAGGAGGAAGAAUACUACGACGUGGACGGCCGGCCCCUGGGUCGGAGCAGCCCUGGCAGGGAGGAGCACUGGAGAGAAGGCCCCAGAGAGGGCGAGUUCGGUUACAAAGAGCGAGGCCCUUGGAACGAAGAGCAGAACGAGGAUGGGUGGGACCACUGGCAUCCUGACAGUCGCCCUGGUCACCCUGGCAUGCCCAGGCACAGAGGGAUGGGAAGGCCCCCCAUGGGCAUGCGGGGACGAGGCUUCAUGGGACCCCCGCCACGGGGCAGGUUCAUGAUGCAGGGGCCUCGACGAGGAGGCCCGGACAGGCCUCCGUUCCCGCCGUGGGGUGAGCACGAGCGGGGCGGACACUCGCUGGGCCCCAGACGUGGCGGCCCGCCCGAGGGUCAUCCGCGGGGAUUCGGCAGGGGAGGGCCCGAUGGCCCUCCGGCUUCGAGCAGGUGGGACCCCUCGGGCCCGGGCAGGUCACACUUUGGUGCACCUUUGCCUGGAAACAGACGGGAGCUACCGCCGCCGAUGCGUCGAUGGGAUGGCGGACCCGAGGAAGACGACGACAAUGACGGUGGAGGACGGCCACACUGGGAUCGCGACGCUGAGCGGUGGGACGAGCAAGGCGUCGUGCCGCGAUGGCGGAGGGAAAUGUCACCUCCGUCGUCGCCACCGCCAGCGCCAGCGGACGGGGAUGAGGAGGGAGACCUCGAGUUCCCUGAUCGCGUGAUGUCACUCUCGAGCAGGGAGCACGAGAUCAUCUUAAAGGCCGCACAGGAGCUCAAGAUGCUCAGGGAGCAGCAAGAGCAGCUGCAUUUGCUGAACGAGAUGCAGAAUGACGUUCGAGGAGUCGCGGCAUCCCCGUCCCCUUCCAGCAGUGCUGCACCGUCAUACUACAGGACGUCACUCGACGCCCUGGACUCGCCAGCGGAGAAGCCCAAGGUCGACUCCGGUGGUAGCGGUUGGUCCCACGGGGAGGCUCCCUGGGUCAGGGAAUCGUUGGCGCCCAGCACGGGAGUGCAGCGCCACGACAACCCGGGGUCUUGCCCACCGCCGCUGCCGCCACCAUCAUCAUCAUCGCUGCUCGAAAGGAAGCCGCUGAACCUGGAGCCGAUGAGUGUCAAGAAAGUCACGCAUGACUACUCGCACAGCUCAGAAGUGCUUCCUCGCAUAGAGCAGACGUCAUAUGGUGAGCGAGUCUCCCUGGGUCGUGGGAAGUCCUACAUCAGAGAGAGCUUGCCGCCCGGCGACGCGUCAUUCCGGGAGCGAUGCCUGGGCUGGGAGGGCGGCGAUGGCGAAGGGAUGUGGGAGAGGGAAUCCAUGAUGGCCAUUGAGAGGGGGCCCAGACCCCCGCCCCUGCUUUCACGUGACCCCAAGGACGGCGCGUCCAAAGAGUUCAUCCGGGAGCCUCUGGAUAGAGAACGGUUGCCUCUGGGGCAGCCAGGCAGCUACAUGAGCUACGCGGAACGGAGAGCUGGACCCGAGCGACCCACGUACGAACGCAAGCCGUUCGAGUCCAUGGCACCGCCGUACCCAGGGGAGCACUACCAGGACCGGCCGCCCAUGCCGUUCUCGCGCGAUCGGCCCCCGUAUCCGCCCAGCCGGAUGGGACCCCCGGACAGGAGGAUGGGAGUGCUGCCCCCACCGCCGCCACCUUCGUCGCUACCGCCGCCGAUGGCCCCUCCGCCGCCGAUGCCGCACGUGGAGGAGAAGAAGCCAGAGUCGAAGCACGUGGAUGACCUGCUGAAGAAGCCAGGACGCGUCACCCGCCCGGAGCGCAUCGUGGUGAUCAUGCGAGGCCUUCCCGGCAGCGGCAAGACCCACGUCGCCAAGCUCAUACGGGAUAAGGAGGUGGAGGAGGGAGGCGCGGCGCCACGCGUGCUCAGCCUGGAUGAUUACUUCGUCACCGAGGUGGAGCGCACGCAGACUGACCCGGAGACCAAGCGCAAAGUCAAGAAGAAGGUCAUGGAGUACGAGUACGAGCCGGAGAUGGAGGAGACGUACCGCAGCAGCAUGCUCAAGACGUUCCGCAAGACCCUCGACGAUGGCUUCUUCCCCUUCAUCAUCAUUGACGCAAUCAACAACCGCGUCAAGCACUUCGAGUCCUUCUGGAGCUCCGCCAAGACCAAGGGCUUCGAGGUGUACUUCGCCGAGAUAACCGGGGAGACGCACACGUGCGCCAAGCGGAACACACACGGCCGCAAACACGACGAGAUCAACAAGAUGGCCGAUCAGUGGGAGGUGACACCCAAGCACAUGAUUCGUCUGGACAUCCGCUCGCUGCUUCAGGACGCCGCCAUCGCGGAGGUGGAAAUGGAAGACACGGAUCCUUCAGAAGAAACCGAGAGCAAGAAGACUGCACCCACGACUGAGGAGGAGGAGGGGGAUGGGGAGGGGGGGUAUAUCCCAAAAAGCAAAUGGGAAAUGGACACCUCUGAAGCAAAACUAGAUAAACUGGACGGACUUGGCGGAGGCUGCAAGAGGAAACGCGACUUGCUGACCUCAGCAAAGCAGCGCAUGGAGGAUUACCUCUCGCUGCCCGAGUACUUCAGCCAGCGCCCCGCACAGCCGGGGAAGAAACGGGUGCGCUGGGCCGACCUGGAAGAGCAGAGCGAGGCGGAGAGAAAGCGCGCCAUCGGGUUUGUGGUGGGUCAGACGGACUGGGAUCGCAUCACGGACGAGAGCGGGGAGUUUGCCGCCAAAGCUCUUAAUCGCACUCGAUACUUUUAACCGUAAACUCCCGUUAGGUGUUUGCCGACAGCUCUGGGUGACCGAGAUGGAAGGAAAAGUGGGAUGAAAGAAAGUUGCGUCUACUUUAAACAAACGAAAAGAUGGACAAUUCAUUUUCUGCGAAGGAGGCUUUUACGUAAUCCCAAGGCCUGUUCUGUAACGAGUUGCAUACGUGGUUUGUGGGUUUUUUAUGUGAAUUAAAUGCUUUCCCGUUUAAUUAUUCCCAUUUGUGAAUUUAGGAAACAAAAUGUGUUAAAAGGGUCAAUUUUCACAGGGCGGAGAUGGCAAAACAAACAUCGUUUUUUUUACUGUAAACCAACCGCAACGCCCCCCCCCCCUCCACUGUGCCCUGGCGCACGCGGUAACACGGAAGACGUGGGAAUGUGGAUAACGAGCAAUCGUGUCGCUCGCGAAGGUAUAGUAUUCGUUUUUGGGGGAGUUUUAACAUUGAGCAGGCAGUGUCGCGUGUUUAAACGUAGUUCCUUGUUGCUGCCUUAGCCAUUUAAAAGUUGGCCACUGGCUUAUGCCUUGGAGGUGGUACUAGAUGUUAGUGCGCUGCGCGGGCUGUGAUGAACCCUGGCCACGGCGACCAUCGUGAGCGAGUGAUAUCGGAGCUGAUCCUGCGCUCCCCCCCCCCCUUCACUAUGACCAGCAUGGCGAAGUAUGGUCAAAAAAUCUCCAUGACUCCCGCAUGGCAUGGGCGGUAGUCGUUUAUCACUUGGUGGAUUGACGAAUGUCCGGAAUAGAAUUGUUUUGUGCCCUCGCUCAUACAGGGGGGGGGGGAGGGAGAUUCGUAGCCAUUAACAUUGGGCGAUGGUCUUUGGCGUUGGAGCGUGUGCUGCUGCUGCUUCUGCAUGGGACUUUGUUGGUCCCUGCCGUGUCCGCGGCCUGUGCGACAGGCACGCGAUUCAGGGGGGGGGGGGGCGAUGUGCCCUCGUGAGAUUGUUCACCGCUUUACUCGAGUGACGGGGCGCGCCCGCUGGCAACGCGUUUAAAAUCGCCUCGGUAAGCAACGUCGGAUGAACUCGCUGGACUCUUGAUAACUGGUUUGUCACCGAUUAUUUUGUUUUCUGCUGCUGUUAGGAGUUACAAAGAUUUGUGUUUUGCCAGGGUGGCUUGGACGAGUUCAACAUCACCUGCAUUUCUAUCGGUGCAUUCCCCCCCCCCCCCCCCCAAAUAAAAAGGCACUGGUUAUCAAUCGAAUUUAGACGGAGAACAUUUUCAUAUGGACGGUCGUCUGUGCGUGGGCAUCGAAUAUAGAUUUCAUCACGUGGCAUCCCGAAUCGCCAGGUCCCGCUGCUCAUUGCUGCAGGAUUAGCUAAGAUGAGCAGUUCGUCACUCGUAGAUCAAUCGCCCUCUUAAGUGAUGACGCGUCAUAAUAAUUACAUUUAUAAAACGUGUUUCGUCAAGAUUAGCCAUGUGUGCACCCCCCCCCUCCCCCUUGCAGAGUAACUCUCCACUACAGACCCAAUCCCUGCCCAACCACAGUCCCAUCUUUUUCACAUUAUUUACUUGUCAUACACAGGAGCCCAUUUACACACACACACGCGAUGACCAUGCGAUGCCUUUGGCAAGCUAUAGGAGGACGUGUGUGUGUGCGAGCCUGGUUUUUUUAAUCUACACGUUUACUUGGCGUUCCGUCCUGUGCUCGUAACAUUCGUCGGCGGGGCUCGACUCAUCAAUGUGCUCGAACGCAGCCUGCUGGGUUGGGGCUCACUGGCUCCUGGUGCUGCUCAUACCAUCGUGAUGGACACAGUCCCUGGACCCAUCACUCCCCCCCCCCAAAAAAAAACAUCCCCCUCCCUCUGCGGUUGGGUUUACAAGUCGGAGAUUGUAUGAAAGAUUUGCGAAAAUGGAUUAACCCGGGUACCCCCCCCCCCCACCCCGCGUGUUUUACGCUGGCGACGAGACGAAACGUCGUCCAACGAUGCACAGAAUGAAUAACGGGGACAUCUUUCGAGUGAUCGCGUGCGACAUUGGACAGGGAGGUGGUGGGGGGGUGACUUUGUCUGCCGUUACCUGUCGCGUAUUCCCCGCGGAAAAAGCUUCGUUUUUGUCGUUGGACGUGAUUUGAUGAGUUGGAUCGUUUUUUUGUAACAAAAACAAAUAUCUCGCGCGGUUGGUGGUCGCGUGAAAUGUUCAUGGUGUUGUUGGGGGGGGGGGAUGUUCUUUCUGGGUGAGUGCGCCGCCGGUGGAGGGCAGGCGAAGCGGUGCACGCAGACUGUGAACGUGAAUUGUAAACGCCGCGUGAUAAAUAUAAUCCCCGGAUCGCA